Messenger RNA from Phytophthora nicotianae INRA-310, 432 nucleotides. RefSeq lists its product as hypothetical. Bases 1 to 432 code for a protein of 143 amino acids. The record is from RefSeq and is a predicted model, not a curated record. The transcript has a single exon. Lineage: Eukaryota; Oomycota; Peronosporomycetes; Peronosporales; Peronosporaceae.
AUGCGCUUUGCGUGCUUCCUGGUCCUGCUUGCGACUACCUUCACCGCAAGUGACAAGAACUUCGCCAACUCCGUCGAAGCUGCUUUAGGCGACGUCGCUCGUGUGUCCGACAUGAAGCGCAUCGAUCCGGACAGCAAAGGUCCCCGUCUCCGAGGAAGGAAGAAACCGGAAAGUGAAGAGCGCAUGACGGCCGUACCUCCUUACGCUGCGAUGACGAACGUGAUGCAUUCGACUUCGACUACUUCCACAACUUCGAAACAAUCACCUCGGAUGCUACACUCGAUGGAGGAAUAUAAGGCGCAGCCCAAGCGGGCGAAGGCUCUUGCUGCUCUGCUCACCAUUGGGAUGCUCUCUGGUGCCUUUAUCGGCGGCUUCAAGCUAACGGAAUGGAUCCGGAACGCACUUGGGGUUGGAUCGGGUCGAUCGGACUGA